Rhagoletis zephyria (snowberry fruit fly) is the source of this 2097-nucleotide messenger RNA. NCBI's taxonomy places the organism in Eukaryota, Metazoa, Arthropoda, Insecta, Diptera, Tephritidae. The record is from RefSeq and is a predicted model, not a curated record.
AUGGGGAAGAAAAGCAUUGAGCAGUCCUCUUCUGGUUCAUCGAGUGACGACGGCUCCAAGUCAGUCAUCUCCAAGGCGGAGUCUCAGCCUCCAUCUGAGGCUGCCCUUCCCUCUGAGCUGUCGGACACUAAGCCAUCGGUCAAGAAGAAGAAGUCCGCCGAAAAGGACUCAAAGAAAGCUGUCAGCCAAAAGUCCAAAUCAAAGAGUUCGGAUAAGAAAAGCAAGUCAAAGCAGAAGAAGUCAGAGAGUAAAAAGUCAAAGUCGAAAAAUAAGCAAAGCGUCUCAAAGAGCAAAACUAAAUCUGACUCAAAGCGAAAGUCGGCAAGCAAGCACAGCAAGCCAAAGGUGCCUCAGGAUCAAAAGUCAUCGAAAGGCUCAUUUUCAUCAUCACAGAAGCUCUCCGCUCAGUCCUCUGAAGAUGGGUACAAGAUAAAGGCGAAACCAGAGACCAAAGAACCCAAAGGGAGCAACAAAGACGCGAAAGUAAGCAAGCACUCUGGCGGCAGCAGUAAGAAGUCCAGUUCGAAGCACUCGAAGCAUUCAAGCAAAGGCAGCAAGGGAAGCAAGGUGAUCGACCCGGCGUCCUUGUGCACGAUGACCUCCAAGGAGGUGGAGCUGGUGAGCAAGAACGUGCGCAAGGUGAUGGAGACAAAGGGAGCUAAUGUGGUGACCAGUGAGGCGGCCAUGGAGGCGUCGGGCUACACCGUCGAGGGGCCGAAGAUCUUCUCCAGCGACUACUCGACGGUGCUGCGCGCGAAGAAGGGCACGGGGAAGAGUCUGGUGGUGAAGGUGAUCAACCUGGCGGAGUGCAGUCCGCGCAGCCGCUCCACACUGCUCAAGGACUCGGUGCGCAUCAUGCGCUACAUCAGCGGCGCCGGCAGUCGCACCCACGAGCCGCUCGCUUCGGUCUUCGUCCCUGUAGAGGACAUCUUCAACGUGGCCGGGAUGCGGCUCUUCAUCUUCAUGGCCACCUGUGACUCGAACAAGUCGCUGUACGACAUGGUCAAGGCCAACCAGAGCCUGACGCCGGCGGACAUUCGCACCUACUUCAAGUCGGUGGCCACUGGGGUGCACCAGCUGCAGCAGAUCGGCGUCGCCCACCGCGCCAUCAAGCUGCAGCACAUUCUCUUCGACUCGGUGGGCAACGCCAAGCUGGUCGGCUGGGGCAAGUCGGUCUUCUACUUUGACUCGCCCAAGAAUCGCAUUCAGCUGCAGCGCAAGGAGCGUCGUGUUCGUCGCAAUUACCACCUUCCACCGGAAGCCUUCAUGGACUCCUACAACCCGGCUAAAGCGGACAUAUGGUCGCUGGGCGUGGCUCUCGUGGCCAUGGCCACCAAACGCUACCCUUUCAAUUGUCGCGAUAAAAAGACCAAGUUCUCCUCGCAGUGGCGUGAGUUUAUCAAGAACCACGAGCUGAACACCAGAGUUCGCAACAUCUGCCAUAACAUCUUUGCCAUCAAUCCCAAACUGCGCAUUUCCAGCAAAAAACUACUGGAGCACCCCUACUUCACUGCUGACGUCGAAGAGCUAAAAGUGGUCAACUGCAAGGGCUACUCUGGAGAGGUACGCGAAGACUCUCGAGUGGGCGGCUUGUCCACUAUUGGCAUGAAGGAGACUCCUGCCGCCGAAGAGCCAGCCAAGGAGAAAGCCAAGGAGAAGACCAAGGAGAUCGCCAAAGAAGCCGCCGCUAAAGAGCAGACCAAAGAGCCUGCCCCUAAAGAGACAGUCAAAAAGGCAACUGCUGAUGAUGCGGCUGUGAAGAAGGCGUCCGAGCAGAAGAAGGAGGACGUCGCCGAGGAGGCGAUCAACUGGGAGGAGGUGCAGAAGGAGGACAAGAGCGGCGUCGAUGAGAACGCCACUGGCUUCGAGGGCGGCAACGUCGGCGAAGAGGAGAACCUGCCCCCAGCAGAGCAGGUGGUCGAGUCGCAGGUGGCGGAGAACAACGCCCCCGAGGAGGCAGAAGCAGAGGCACAGCCAGAGGAGGGCGAGGUCGUCGAGACAGCCGAAGCGGGAGCCGAGGCUCCCGAAGGCGGCGGCGGCGGCGCAGCUGCUGACGCUGCUGCUGUUCCUCCUGCCAAUGAAACCGCCGAGGGCUAG